Daldinia vernicosa is the source of this 6622-nucleotide messenger RNA. Its product is annotated as Ion transport protein-domain-containing protein. The transcript is spliced from 5 exons. Lineage: Eukaryota; Fungi; Ascomycota; Sordariomycetes; Xylariales; Hypoxylaceae. Gene Ontology annotation, molecular function: calcium ion binding; high voltage-gated calcium channel activity. Bases 214 to 6528 code for a protein of 2104 amino acids. The record is from RefSeq and is a predicted model, not a curated record. Gene Ontology annotation, biological process: calcium ion import across plasma membrane. Gene Ontology annotation, cellular component: membrane; voltage-gated calcium channel complex.
ACUUCACACCUUUUUAACGGUCUUGGCAUGACCCCGGAUUUAUCUCGAUACACUAUUCGAAACGAAUUGCCUAUUCCUAUGUGAUGCUAUUUGAUAUCGUCCGAGUAAUCGUCUUGCCAGUGCGCUUACUUGCGUAUUGCGCUCCGGCGUCUACGUCUCUUCUCUCUCUUAUAUAUCUCUAAUUAAGUGUCAUCUGGAUGACACUAUAUCACCAUGACUAGGUCUAACAAUCCGCCUCGAGACUCGCAACAAAAUCCUUCCACAUCUUCGUCCCAAUCCAUCCCCUUACAGGACCUCGCGAGACAGCAACGCCAACAUGAUAGCCAGUCGCAAGGCGGGGGCCAGAGGGGAUCUGCGGAUCGCAAUCUAGGCGUCUCGACAUAUUGGGAUGGUUACCAACAGCACAACCACAACGCCGACUUGGGCCCGAGUCCUGCCGUUUCACCGAUAGACCCUACUGCUCUACAGUUCGCUUUACCUCCGGGGAUCGAUCCCUCACCCCCGGCGCCGUCUCGAUCUACCUUAACGUCCGCUCAAAAUUAUGCCCCCGAAACUCCAUAUUAUGACGAGAUGGCUCAUGUCGACUACUUUGAAUCGGAUAGUUCGCCCUUGACGUCUGCUGCGCAGCCGAUCGCUGGUACUUUGCCCACCCCACAAGUUGAGUCGCAACCGAGAGAUAGCUUCCAGACGGUGUCGGAUAUAGACAGCUCCCAUCCGCGUGGACGAUCUGCUCAGAUGCUUGGAUUUGAUUUGGAGAACUCAUUUGCGUCGACCAAGCACCGCAGCUAUGGCAAUUCUCUCACGCCAAAUGAUAAUCGAACUUCGCGGAUGCCAAGCACGGCUGAUGCCUUGUAUAGAGCUGGGUCAAUUGUUAGGGCCAUGUCCCAGCGUGUUGUUAAUAUUAGUAAUGAAGCGGAAACUUUCGAGCAACAGCAAAGACGGCAGAGAUCAAGAUCACCGAGUGCAGACGGCCGGGCAUCGCCAAGAUCGCCAAGUCAUCUUUCCACUGAGCUCGGCAUUGACACAUCAUAUCCUUCUCAAGUUUACACGAACACCGAGAAGAAUGGUGGUCCCGGAUGGACUACACCAGAAGUUGCUCCCCUGUCCCCUCGACGUGGAGCGCCAAUGCCGAACCCUUUGAAAGGUCGUUCGCUCGGAAUAUUCGGACCCGACAAUGUCAUCAGAAGGAAACUUUGCGAUGUGCUCGUGAAUCCGUAUAUGGAACCCAUUCUACUUCUACUGAUCGUACUCCAAGCCGUUUUGCUCGCUGUCGAGGCCGCAAAUAAUGUAUAUAUUCCCGGAAAUGAACGCCCCAAGCUUUGGGAUCCCUCUUCAGGAAUAAACUGGGCCCUUCUCAUCCUCUUCAUAAUAUUCACCCUCGAGACAAUGGCUCGGAUCAUCGUAUCUGGUUUUAUAUUAAACGCUGCAGAAUAUAGCACCAUUGACCGAAAGAAAGGAAUCCGUGUGGCUAUAUCGGAUCAGUAUAAUGCGGUUUUUCGGCCACAACGUCAGAAGUCGGUGAAAACUCCUCGCGAGCAGGCUUACGGGCCUUCUACAUUUGCUCGGUCCUUCACUAUGAUGCAUAGUAGUAUGCCCGAGACAAUCGAGGAACAGCAGAGGAUGCAGUUAGCUCGCCGAGCUUUCUUGAGGCAUGGUUUCAAUAGGUUGGAUUUUAUUGCGGUAGUGUCCUUCUGGAUAGCCUUCGUCCUCAGUAUAACAGGCAUUGAAAUGGAAAAACAUUUAUUCAUCUUUCGCAUGCUCAGCUGCCUUCGAAUUGUUCGACUCCUUGCCCUUACGAACGGAACAGCGAUUAUAUUACGAAGCCUAAAGAAGGCCGCACCACUCCUACUUCGGGUUUCCUUCCUUAUCGGCUUUUUCUGGCUCUUAUUUGCCAUUAUCGGCGUGCAAAGCUUUAAAGCAAGUCUAAGCCGGCAAUGCGUUUGGCGGGAUCCCUCACAACCCAAUAACAUGUCCCUAACGUAUACAAAUGAUAUGCAAUUCUGUGGCGGGUAUCUUGAUGAAAAUGGCACAGAAAAACCCUGGGUUAAAAGUUUGGACCCGGACACUUUGGAGCACCUCUAUAGUCCAACUCAAACCCCUAAGGGAUACAUUUGCCCCAGGAACUCCAUUUGCCUUGAACAGUCAAGCCCAUUUAACAAUACUCUCAGUUUCAACAACAUUCAUCAUUCCUUGGAGUUGGUUUUCGUGAUCAUGAGUGCCAAUACAUGGUCCGACCUUAUGUACUACACCACAUAUUCCGAGUUCCUCCCGGCAGCUCUAUUUUUUGGUGCUGGUAUUAUGAUAAUGAUGUUAUGGCUGACCAAUUUGCUCAUUGCUGUCAUUACCUCGUCGUUCCAAGUUAUCCGAGAAGAGAGCAAGGCCAGCGCUUUCACAGCGGAUGAAGACUUUCAAAUUUCCGAUCCCCAGCAGGAAGAAUUACGUAGGAUUUCGACAUUUGAGAAGAUAUAUAAUAAGACACGACUCUUUUGGGUGUUCCUUAUCGCGGAAGAACUCUUUGCUCAGGGUUGGCGCAGCUCAGAUAUGGGACCUACGCGAGCAAAUUUUAUCAAAGCAAACAGCAUCCUGGUGACGACCCUCCUGGAUAUCGAAAUCAUGAUUAGAAUCGCAGCUAACUGGAGAGCCUUCCAUCGAAGCUACCAAAACGUAUUCGACCUCUUCCUAGCAUUUGCAAAUACGAUAAUAAUCAUCCCCCCGAUCUUGGAAAGCGGUCAAACGUACAUGUGGCUCACGAUAUUCCAGAUCCUACGGUCCUACCGUGUGGUUAUGGCCUUGCCGCUCACGAGGAAAUUGAUUGUAUUGGUCCUCGGAAAUGCUACAGGUAUUGCAAACCUCAUCGUUUUUGUCUUCUUAAUCACAUUUAUCAUGGCAAUUUUCGCGGUCCAACUUUUUCGGGGUGAGAUCCCCUUAUAUGACGACGGCGGUGACCUGGUCAGAAUAUCAUUCUACAAUAUUUUCAAUUCAUUCCUUGGCAUGUACCAAAUUCUAUCCAGUGAGAACUGGACGAACAUCCUUUACGAUGUGACGUCGUACACCGUUGGUUACGGUACGUCCUGGUAUGGCGCAAUGUUCCUUAUUGGCUGGUUCAUCCUCGCAUUCUUCAUUAUUGUUAAUAUGUUCAUUGCUGUCAUUCAAGAGAACUUCGAUGUGUCGGAAGAUGAGAAGCGGCUGGAGCAAGUCAAGGCGUUUUUGCAGCGCAAGGAAUUGGGCAGCAACGCGACUACUAAUAUUACCCUCUCGGAUAUUUUCUCCUUUGGGAAAGCCAAGCAAAGAGAUCCGUUAGAUUACGGACCGGCGACGAUGGAGAUGUUAUUGAAAGAUGCCGUCGUUCGAGAAUUCCUUGACGAUUCGAUGGACCCAUUAAAACAGGAAUCCAGCAAUAGCUCCUCUCCCCAAGAGGGAGUGGCCGGCGACGGUAUUCGGCCUGGCUUUAUGUCGUCCGUUUGGGGCCGAAUCCGAGGUAUAUUCACUAGCAAGGAGCCGAAUCCGUUUUAUUCUAAUAUCCGGUUCAAUCUGCCUAAUGACGCUCUCGAUCCGCGGCAGAUGGCUCGUCAAGCUGUGUCUGCCACUGCGGAACGCCGCAAAGCUCAACGCGAAUAUCUCGCCCGUCAUCCUACGUAUAACAAUUCUCUCUUUAUCUUCACCCCCCAAAACCCCAUUCGCCGUCUUUGCCAACGACUCGUCGGGCCGGGAAGAGGCAACGAGCGCUUUGAUGGCGUGGAGCCGAAUAAGUUCGCCUGGUAUGGGUUUACAGUGUUCAUCUACGCAGCCAUCAUCGCCAUGGUGUUGCUAGCUUGUAUUACCACGCCAUUGUAUCAAAAAGAAUACCUCCGAGAUCAUGUGGGGGAAAACCGGUAUAAAAGUUGGUUUGUUUGGGUUGACCUGGGCUUUGCGAUAGUUUUCUCCGUCGAGGCGAUGAUCAAAAUCAUUGCAGAUGGUUGGUUCUUCACGCCCAAUGCCUACUAUAGGAGUUCGUGGGGUAUCAUAGACGGCAUGGUCCUUAUCACACUAUGGAUUAAUGUGCUUACCCUCAUAUUUCGCGACGGGGACGUCUCUAGGGUCAUCGGUGCUUUUAAAGCACUACGCGCUCUCCGCCUACUCAACAUUAGCAACAGUGCAAGAGACACCUUUCAUUCCCUAAUAAUAGUGGCCGGGUGGAAGAUUAUUAGUGCUGCGCUGGUCUCCUUGUCUCUACUGAUCCCAUUUGCCAUAUAUGCCUUGAAUUUGUUCAAUGGACAACUGUUGGAGUGUAAUGACGACGAUAACAUUACUCACCUAUCUGACUGCUUCGGUGAAUUUCUCAGCACGCCGUCUAACCCAGACUGGCCGAUACUCGCACCUCGUGUUGCAGACAAUCCCUAUUUCAAAUUCGAUGACUUCGCCUCCUCGCUAUUUAUUCUCUUUCAGAUUGUCUCGCAAGAGGGUUGGGUCGACGUAUCAUUCGCUACACAAGCAAUUACCGGUCGCGACCUUCAACCACAGCCAAUGGCAGCGCAGGGUUAUGGAAUGUUCUUCGUGGUCUUCAACCUUCUCGGUACAGUCUUCGUGUUGACUCUGUUCAUUUCCGUCUUCAUGCGAAAUUACACUGAACAGACCGGCGUCGCAUUCUUAACGGCUGAGCAGAGGUCAUGGCUCGAACUACGGAAGCUUCUACGUCAAAUCUCGCCGUCAAGAAGCUCUUACAAUGACUCGGAGAAUAAAUGGAAAAAAUGGUGCCACAAGCGAGCAAUCGAGAAGCGAGGCAAGUGGUAUACCGCGAUUACCGCGAUAUUAGUCCUUCACUUGAUCUUGUUGAUGUUGGAGUAUUAUCCCGAACCGGAGGAGUGGUCUCUUGCGAGGGACGUCGUAUUCCUGCUCUUCACAUUGAUUUACAUGGUUAAUAUUGCGAUUCGUAUUGUCGGCCUCGGCUGGAAGCGAUUUAGAAGGAGCACUUGGGACGUCUACUCACUGAUCUCUGUAUUCGGUACUUUUGUAACCUCCGGUCUACUGAUCGCCGACUAUAGGAAUCAAACCUUCACUCAAUUUCACAAGUACUUCCUCGUCAGCAUCGUCCUCCUUCUCAUCCCCAGAAACGACGCACUCGAUCAGCUCUUCAAGACAGCGGCAGCGAGUCUCACGACCAUCGUCAAUCUACUUGCCACCUGGCUAGUGUUCUUCUUGGUAUUUGCAAUAGCAUUGACACAAACUUUCAGUCUGACCCGCUUUGGGGAGAACGAGGACGUCAACAUCAAUUUUAGGACAGUCCCCAACGCUCUUCUUCUACUCUUUCGCAUGAGCGUAGGUGAAGGUUGGAACCAGAUUAUGGAAGACUAUGCAAAUAUCGAGCCUCCACUCUGCGUGGAAAGUUCCGAAUUCCUUGAUAGCGAUUGCGGCAGCACUAAUUGGGCCAGAUGUCUAUUCAUCGCCUGGAACCUCGUCAGCAUGUAUAUUUUUGUCAACCUCUUCAUCUCGCUCAUAUACGAAAGUUUUAGUUAUGUGUAUCAGCGUUCGAGCGGCAUGGCAAACAUUGAUCGAGAUGAGAUACGGAGGUUUAAGGAGGCGUGGCGCAGUGUUGAUCCUGCUGGUUCGGGCUUCAUCAGUAAGGAAGCAUUCCCAAGGUUAUUAGGAGAGCUCUCUGGCAUCUUUGAGAUGCGGAUCUACGAUUCAGAAGAUUCGGUUCAGCAGAUCUUAGACGACGUUCGGAACGAUAAGACACAUAUGAGGCAUUCGUCGAUCGCUACUACAAGUAACGCUGGUGGUGAACUGAAUAUCAAGAAGUUGAACGAGAGGCUCUCUAAGAUCGACGUCCGGAAAGUGCAAGAAAGGCGCCGCCGUUUCAAUAUCUUUUACGAGGAGGUGAUGGUUUCUGCAGAUCCCGUCCAAGGAAUAUCUUUCACGACGGUACUCAUGAUAAUGGCGCACUAUAAGAUUAUUAGCGACAGCAAGAGCUUAAGGCUUGAGGAGUUCUUGCGUCGUCGUGCGCGCCUUCAACGAGUUGAGGAAGAAGUUCGUCGAAGAAUUGUCGUCGGUUUCUUUGACACAGUCUAUUGGUCUCGCCAAUUCAAGAAGCACAUGGAGAAGAAGAGAUCUGCACGAAUGACAGCGAUUCCUCAAUUAGACGUGCCCGACAUCUUUGUCGAUGACGAGGACGACCGUAAACGGACAGCGACGCAACGCACUACAAUGGCAGCUCCAGGAGCUAGCGGUACAUCUGAUUUCCUUGGCGUAUCCGACGCAUCCCGGCCACAGCAUAAGAGCUGGACUUCGGGCGCCGACAUAUCAUCAUACGACUCUUCGCAGACGCAUCCCUUGAGUUUACCACGGGCAAGCCCGUCGAUGCCGGGACAGCGUUCCCACGCAUCUGCUUUAAGCUUUGAAUUGCAGGACCCGGGGACGAAUUCAGGCGAGAAUAGCAGACGGGGUAGUUCAGUGAGCCGGGCCCAAGUCAGAGAGUUGCUUGACGAUUCUGCUUGGGUUGAAAGUAUCAGGCGGAGCGCAACAAUACGCAGGUCGGUACGGCGUCCCAAUUGAAACUGACCUCAAUGAGACGGGUCAUUUAUACGAUGCCGACAUUCCACUACAUUACAAGAUAGCAUGUGCCGGAAGAGAGGCAUAACAGCGGGUC